Sitophilus oryzae (rice weevil) is the source of this 2205-nucleotide messenger RNA. RefSeq names its product G-protein coupled receptor Mth2-like. The transcript is spliced from 7 exons. Gene Ontology annotation, molecular function: transmembrane signaling receptor activity. The record is from RefSeq and is a predicted model, not a curated record. NCBI's taxonomy places the organism in Eukaryota, Metazoa, Arthropoda, Insecta, Coleoptera, Curculionidae. Bases 1 to 1488 code for a protein of 495 amino acids. Gene Ontology annotation, biological process: cell surface receptor signaling pathway. Gene Ontology annotation, cellular component: membrane.
AUGAUUUACGAUCAAAUACUUCCAAAUGAUCUGGAUAUCAAAUCGGUUUUGGGUUCAAAACAGCCAGGAACAAUAUGUUUGGACAGGAAUCAAGGUGGUGAGAUGUUGAUGAGGCAGUGCAGGAAAGAUUUGAGUAUUUGCGAUGAUGCUAGGUGUUUCAAAAAAUGCUGUCCUGAUGGGCAGAGUUUCGUAGGAGGUGGGUUUUGUAAAGAUACUUUUGUUCGUGGGAUUGAGAUUCAAGAUCAGACUUAUUCGACGUAUAUCGAGGAUCCUGAAGAUGAAUAUGAACUGAUCUACGGCGCAGGCUGCCCUGACGUCACCAUCUACCCGUCCAACACCAUCCAAUACAGCAUCACCAAAGAUGGCGUUUUCAAGUACUACUCAAACUACUCGGACAAAUUCAUACAAGAACUGGAAUCAGACUUAUCAGGGUACUGCAUUGAGCAUGCCACCAAGGGAUCCAUGUCAGGGUACUACGUUUUUCGAUGCUUCCAAAACAGGCAGGCGAACAACAAGUUCAGUUUUACUCUAUGGGCAAAGAUAGCUUCGUGUGUAUUUUUAGUUAUGACGGUUGCUUUGUAUUUUUACUUGGGCGAGACAAGAAGUACUUUUGGGAAGGUCCUGGUGAGUUACUGCGUGGCCAUGUUUAUUUUGAUGUUAGUACUGAUACUGUCCAUGAUGAAGUCAGAUGAUCUUUGGUGCAAAAUUAAAGGUUAUUUGUUAAUAUUUUUUAACUGCUCCACCCAUGCGUGGGUCAACGUUAUAUCAUAUGACAUUUGGGGCACUUUUGGGAGUCCAAAAAAGACAAUCUGCGUGAUACAGAAAAAGAAAAAUCUCAGAAAAUUCUUGAACUACUGUCUGUACGCUUGGGGAAUAGCUCUCGUUCACAUGAUCCUACUGAUCAUCUUGGAAAAUACUUCUUUUCUGCCAGAUUCAGUUCAACCUCGUAUAGGAAAUUUAUAUUGUUUUAUUGAAAAUGUGAAUUAUGGUAGGGUGGUAUUCCUCCUUGUACCAUACAUGGUAUUACAAAUUAUAAAUAUUGUGUUAUUCGUACGAACAGCUAUUUACUGCAUCAGAGUUCAAAAUGAAAUUCAGAAGAUGAACGAUACUUUUAGAAAAAAUGAUAGUGGAAGAUUCAUUCUAGCUAAAGACAGGUUGACGUUACUAGUAAAACUGGCUGUCGUUAUGGGUAUCAUUUGGUUGGUAGAACUUCUGCAAAACUUUUUCAAAAAUAUGAUUUCGUAUAGCGAAUUUACGAAAACUUUGGAAAUAGUUUUGGACACCAUAACUUGCUGUCAAGGUGUUUUUAUUUUCUUAAUCUUCAUUUGCAAAAAGAAGAUUUUGAAUCUGCUAAAAAAAAAGCUGGGCUGUAUAUCAUGGACCGAUUCUACCUCUUCCACACCAUCUAGUGAGUCAAACAUCAUCCUUCAAGGAAGAAAAGCGUCUGCAACAACGUACGCCGCUGAAAAUCCUAUUUUAUCGACCUGAAUAGACCAAAUAAGUGCGACGACACUGGAUAUGCAACCAACAAUACGCUCAGUUCUAAAGAAUUCGAUCAGAAGAAAUAACCCUUAUGUAUUCAUGAUUUAGGGGCUACAUUCUACAAUUCUACAGCCUAAAACUGAUCUGAUUAGAUUAUUGAUUAUUGCUUAUUGUGCUCCUAAAUAAAUCAAUAAAUUAUAUAUUAGGAGUUAUUAGAAUAAAACAAGAUGAUGACUAAAACAAGAUGAAAAACUAAAUGAUUUGUGCACACUGUACGUUUAAAUUAUUGUUGUGUAUGAAUAACAUGUUGGAUUAUUUUUGCAUUGGAUGCCUGCAUUUUGCACUAAAUCUUAAAAAAAUACUAGUUUGGUGUCAUUUAAUUUUCGACUUUGUGUCAACUAUGCUUAAGGCCAAAAUUAAAUAAUCACAAUGACAAAAAAAUAAUUAGGACUCAGCAUAACGUUGAUUAUGCGAUGGACACUAAAUUUGCUAGUGUUUAGCUGUGCUUAGGUUUUAUGACAAUUUAUUUUUUAUAGAGCUGAAUCUUAUAAAAGGAAGAUUAGAUGCAUACCAUCUAAAACAUGAAAAAAAUCUGGCAUAACAACUUUUAAUGUUUAUAACAUUACUAGUUGAAGCCUGGCGCAUCCGCCACGACAUCAGGAAAAAAUACUUUUUAUUUCUUUUUAAUUAAAUGAAAAACAAAAAAUCCGGUGACGACAGUUG